UGGGGCUGGCGGUUGUUGCUCAUGUCAGCCAACUACCUGACGUCGGCUUUCCGCUGCCGCGGCUGUCGUUACGUUCGCCAAGACCCAACGGCGCCCGGACGUCACUCGCCAGAAGCCACGUUCGAAUUCCACCAUCUCUCUUCCCACGCCCCUCUUCUCUAUUCUUACCAUCCCAUCUGUUUGCAGCGCUUCCAUCAUGGUCAAUUGGCGAUCCUCUACUCUGCUCCUGCUCUCCUUGCGCGCACUUGGUGCCUUUGCCGCAGCUGAGGCUGAAAAGGUCCAAGAGCAAGUCAAGGAGCCGCAGACGCCCAACAUCAAUGUCGCCGUCUCCGUCUCAUUUCCCCAAUCUGAGAUUUUUGGCGUGAAGCUCGUCAACGGCCAUGCCACCGAGGCGCGUCUUUCCGUCACCAACAAUGAGCCUACACCUAUUGGCGUUUCCGUUGUUGGCGGCUCGCUCGUCUCUGAGGUCGCCGGUAAAUCCCAAAUCGUCCGCAACCUUACUUCGAAGCGCUACUCGAUCGAGAUUCCCGCUGGCGCCGAGGAGACUGUUCCUUACAGCUUCACUCUCGACAUGCACCCGCAAAACCUACGCCUGGAACUUAUUACUGUGUUGAAGGGCGCCAACAAUACCGUAUUCACCGUUCCCGCCUACAACGAGACUGUUAGCGUUGUCGAGGCCCCCAACAGCUUCUUUGAUCCUCAGAUCCUCUUCCUUUACCUUGUCGUCCUUGGUGCCUUUGGCGGAACCGUCUACUUCAUCUACAACACCUGGAUCAGCACUUUCUUCCCUCAGAAGAAGGGCCACGGCAAGGGUGGUGAGCGCGCCAGGAUGUCUUCGGGCCAGAGCAAGAAGGUCGACCCUGCCGACCAGGUUGCAGUCGUCGGUGCCGAUGGCCCCGCGGUCACUUCUGGCGCCAAGGCCUAUGAUGAGAGCUGGAUUCCCGCCUCGCACCUCCAGCGGCCCGAAGCGAAACGCGUCCGCAGCGGCACUCCCAAGGCCAAGCCCAAGGCCUAGAUACCUCGAGCACCUACGAUACAGAAGGCUUGGGAUACUUAUGCUAUACAAAUGUGGUAGCAUGCCAACAGGACAUGCGCGUGCAUGACAUGAAGCAACAGUGUGUUGGCAUUGGUGGCUUUGUAUACGGCGAUUGCUCUAUACGAAGCUGUCGCAUGUUGCAGGGAGGACAAGUUGUCUUGACGAAUUGGGUAUAAUGCCGAAAAGAUGGAUAACUUUGUAUAUUAGAAAAGUAAUAUGAUACGACAUGUUGUACCAUGAA
Molecule: messenger RNA, 1277 nt
Organism: Bipolaris sorokiniana ND90Pr
Lineage: Eukaryota; Fungi; Ascomycota; Dothideomycetes; Pleosporales; Pleosporaceae
Exons: 3
Coding region: 197-1015 (272 amino acids)
Cellular component (GO): endoplasmic reticulum membrane; endoplasmic reticulum
Source: RefSeq, a predicted model, not a curated record